Molecule: messenger RNA, 1251 nt
Organism: Trifolium pratense (red clover)
Lineage: Eukaryota; Viridiplantae; Streptophyta; Magnoliopsida; Fabales; Fabaceae
Product: RING-H2 finger protein ATL20-like
Exons: 2
Coding region: 1-1251 (416 amino acids)
Molecular function (GO): polysaccharide binding
Source: RefSeq, a predicted model, not a curated record
AUGGCUUCCUUAACUCUAGUAUGUGUAUUUUAUGUCUUUAUUAUUUUCCAACUUCAAACUUCUAAAGCCAAACAAAUAAUCUGCAAAAAGUUAUCAUGCGGUGACAUAGAUAUUGCUUUUCCUUUUGGUUUAAUAGAAGCUAAUCAAGAUUUCCGUUGUAGCUAUUUUGGAAAUCCAGCCUUCCAACUUUCUUGUAACAACCAAAGCCAAACAAUCCUCAAUCUCCCCAAAACAAAAUCCUUAAUCAUUAAAAACAUCAAUUACAAAACACAAACAAUCCAAGUCAACGACCCCAAAGGAUGUCUCCCAAAACGUUACUUCGACAACAAUUUUAACCUUUCACGUUCACCUUUUAAAUUAAACCCCGAUAUUUACAACACUGAUGGUGAUAAUGUCACUUUCAUUCGUUGUCCUUCCAACUUUACUACUGAUUCAUCACCAUAUCAAUUUCCAUUAGAACCAAUUUCUUGUUUAAGCAACGAUGAAGAACGUUCGAACUUGACUUUCUCUUCGGUUAUAGUUUCAUGGGUACCGACUGAAUUUGUCCAUACAAGGUGGUUUCAAACGUGUGAGGUGAUUUCAACGGCUCUUGUUCCGUUACCAUGGAUGAAUAUGACUAUGUGGCCAUCUUGGCCUGAUCUUAAUAGUGAUGUUGAGUUGGUGUGGAAUGAACCUAGAUGUAGGAAUUGUGCACUUAAUGGUCAAGUUUGUGGAUUCUCUGAGGAUACAAAUAUGCAUCAAGUUCAAUGUUUCCCUAAUUCUUCCAAUCAAGGACUCUUAGAAAGUGCCAAAUACGGCAUUGCUUUUGGAUUGGGAAUACCAGCACUUUUAUUAAUUGGCUUAGCUUGCUUUUGUAAUAAGAGAACAACCCCACAUCAAGGACAAAGAAACUCAUCAAAUGUUCCUACAAUAACAAUUUCCUUAGCACCACUCCCUUCAUUUGUAACAGGCCUUGAUGGUGCCACAAUUGAAAAGUAUCCCAAAACUCUUCUUGGAGAAAGUGGACGUUUAUUGAAGUCUAAUGACAAUACAUGCUCAAUUUGUUUAUCUGAAUAUCAACCUAAAGAGACCUUGAGAAGCAUCCCAGAAUGUAACCAUUAUUUUCAUGCUGCUUGUAUUGAUGAGUGGCUCAAAAUGAAUGGUACAUGCCCUAUAUGUAGGAAUUCACCGGAGCCAGAUGCUUCCACGAGUCCUUAUUUUGCUUCGUUGUUGCUAUCCCCAAAUUCCUCAUCAUUGUCCUCUACUCGAUAA